AUGCUACCGAGAGUUUCAUUAAGUAGAGUUGUGUCACUGGCGCGUUCUGCGUCUUCUCAGGCACGCGGGCGACAGAGCAUCUUGCAGAAGAAACCGGAUGACGUUGUCAUCACCUUCGCACAGCGCACUGCCGUGGGGAAAGUUAGGAAGGGACAGCUCAAGGACAGCCCGGUUGACGAGAUUCUACUUGCGUUGUUUAAGGCGACGUUAGCGAAGACCAAGUUGGAUCCGGUACAAAUUGAUGAUAUCUGCGUCGGAACAUGUCAUCCACCAUCUCCGCUCUAUGUAUCCAGAGCAGCCGCAAUGGCAGCGGGCAUUCCUGCCGAAGUCCCUAUUUCCACCGUAAACCGACUUUGCUCCUCUGGACUUAUGUCCGUUAGGAAUAUUGCACAUCAUAUCCAGGCCGGAGAAGCUUCUCUCGGUAUCGCUGUUGGUGUUGAAAGCAUGUCAUUGAAUCCCAGGCCAACACCAGAAAUUUGCGAUGAUCUUCAACUCAGAACUUGUCUACAACUGUCAGAACUACUAAUACAGGCUUACUAUAGUAGUUUACAAACUCAAGAAACACUUGGACCUGUUUCAGGUUCUGAGGCUCAAAAAGCAGGUAUAUUUAAGGACAAAAUCAUCCCAAUUGAAAUCGGUGGAAAGCAGAUCCACGAAGAUGAUACUAUUCGACCUGGAGUUACCGCAGAGUCACUAGCAGGUCUUAAGCCUGUCUUUCCCGACUGGGGCAGCGGAGUGACUACUGCAGGUAACGCGAGUGGUAUUGGUGACGGAGCAGCCCUCUGUAUUUUGACUACACGCGAGCGAGCAGAGAAAGAAGGUAUGGAAAUUCUUGGGAAGUGGGUGGCAUCGUCAGUAGUUGGUGUCGAACCAAGAUAUAUGGGAAUUGCGCCAAUACCUGCUAUUGAAAAGCUACUGAAACAGACGGAUCUUAAAAAGGAGGAUGUUGACACUUGGGAGAUUAAUGAAGCCUUUGCCUCACAAUUCGCGUACUGCGUGGAGCAACUUGGCAUUCCUAUUGAAAAGAUAAAUGUAAAUGGAGGAGCUAUCGCUUUGACUCACCCCUUAGGAAUGACCGGUGCAAGGCAGAUUGUCACUGGACUCGCUCAAUUGCGCCGUCAAAAUGGACAGAUUCUCUGCACGAGUAUGUGCAUCGGCAGCGGCAUGGGUGCUGCUGCGAUUUUUGUCAACGAGGCUCGAUGAUUAGGGUUAAGCAAAUAAAUAUUCUAACAACUACUUUCUUGGAAGACAUUGGACGUAUGCUAAUGGAUAAACACUUUUCUU
Molecule: messenger RNA, 1284 nt
Organism: Fomitiporia mediterranea MF3/22
Lineage: Eukaryota; Fungi; Basidiomycota; Agaricomycetes; Hymenochaetales; Hymenochaetaceae
Product: thiolase
Exons: 12
Coding region: 1-1203 (400 amino acids)
Biological process (GO): phenylacetate catabolic process; fatty acid beta-oxidation
Cellular component (GO): peroxisome
Molecular function (GO): acetyl-CoA C-acyltransferase activity
Source: RefSeq, a predicted model, not a curated record